CUCGCCCGUCCCGCAGGCUCACACGACUCCAGACGGAUUGAACGCAGAACUUUUUUCGGUGACGGGUACGAACAAGCCGAUGCCACGCCCCGUCCUCGACGCCUUGCGACCACGCCCCGAAUUCUGCUCUCCCGUGCGCCGACCUCCCCAACUGCUGCACCGAUGAAGCGGGCUCCCCUGCAACGAUGGGGCGGCCAAUUGCUGCAGGCCCGCUCGGGAGCUGCCAUGGCCGCUUCAGCAGCUCGACAGCCCUUCGCCGCGAGCUUGCACCGGCACGCCUCGUCGGCCGCCGCCGCCCAAUCCCUCGCCGACGACAUCUCCGCCGAGGCUUUGCGGUCACCUCUUCCCUCUCCUCCGCCUCAACGGGCUGCCGAGUCCGCCAAGCUCGCCGCCCUCCACGCCCGCUUGUCCCUCUCCAAUAAGAUCCCCCUAGAGACGCUCGCCCGCACCCUCGUUGUCCCCUCCGCCGACGUCAACGCCAGCUUCAACAACUCCAACCUCGCCUUCCUCGGAAGCACCUUUAUCAACUACCACGUCCUCGAGUACCUCGCCGUCAAGUGGCCCCGCCUGCCCAUGACUAUCCUCUACGAGGCCCUGCGCGCCUACGCCGGCAAGGAAUCGCUGCACCAAAUAGCCCGCCGGUGGGGUGUCGAGGCCGCCGCCGCUCCCGGCGAGGAAGUCGAUCCCGGUCUGCUACAAUGGAAGCCGCAAGCGUCAGGCCUGCAAACACGCUGGGGUUACGUUCGUGCAGAGGCUGCCCACGCCGAACAGUUCGAGGCUCGCCGUGGUAUCAGCAGUCGUGUGGUCAUGGACGACGAGUUUGGCGACACCCUGCAGGCGCCAAAGACCGACCCCGAGGCCUUUAAAUUCUACCAAGACGAGGCCUACGGUUCCUUCGUCCAGGCCGUUGUUGGCUCCAUCUACACCCACUGUGGACGCGAGGCCACUCGCGACUUUGUGCAGUCCCACAUUCUCUCCCGCCAGAUCGACCUCUCCUCCAUGUUCCAGUUCCAACUCCCCACCCGCGAACUCGCCAUGCUCUGCGCCCGUGAGGGCUUCUCCUCCCCCAUCGCCCGUCUCGAGAGUGAGACCGGUCGUUUGUCCCGCACACCCGUCUUCGUCGUUGGCAUCUAUAGUGGCCAGGAGAAGCUCGGCGAGGGUUCCGGCCCCAGCCUUAACAUUGCCAGGUGGAAGGCGUCAAUGAACGCCCUCAAGGCCUGGUACAUGUACAGCCCCGGCAACAAGGUCCGGGUGCCCAGCGACAUGUUUGAGGAGGAUGCCAAGCCUUGGAAGGCGCCCCAUAUCGACAUUGGUGAGAUCAUCUAAACGAGACUCAUGGUUGUAUUUGUGGAUGUGGCGCUGUUGGCGAUGCUGGGCUGGAUGCAUCGGCCGUGUGUGGAUAAUGACAAAACAAAUUUUGCCUUGGCCAGGCACUGUAUAAAAUACAUGGAGCAAGGAGAUUCCUAAAGGAAAUGGCUGGGGAACGUCAAUGUAAGAUACAAUGUAGAACAAUGACCAACUCCUCGACAAAUGGCGAGUCAAAAUCAAAGAUUUACAU
This is a messenger RNA of Ilyonectria robusta, 1558 nucleotides long. Its product is annotated as ribonuclease III domain-containing protein. Bases 163 to 1326 code for a protein of 387 amino acids. Gene Ontology annotation, cellular component: nucleus. The transcript has a single exon. The record is from RefSeq and is a predicted model, not a curated record. Gene Ontology annotation, biological process: regulation of gene expression; rRNA processing; primary miRNA processing. NCBI's taxonomy places the organism in Eukaryota, Fungi, Ascomycota, Sordariomycetes, Hypocreales, Nectriaceae. Gene Ontology annotation, molecular function: double-stranded RNA binding; ribonuclease III activity.